GCGGUGGAGAGAAAUAAUGGAGCAUUCUCUGUGUCCUUAAGUUGACUUCUGUCAAUGGUAGCAUCCUGUAGGACUCUAAUGUAAUAUCAGGACCAAGGUGCGCGUAUUGAUAGUUAAGACACUGAUCCUUUCUGUCACCACACAGAUCCCUCGUGUCGCCCUUGGAUGAACACAUCACUGUUUCCCCUAUACUUUUCCCCCUGUUCCUUCCAAACCCCUUUAACCACUCAUCUGUUCUUCAUUUCUAUGAUCUAAAAAUGUGUUCGUGUGCACGACCAGAUGAAAUGGUGCAUGUAAAGUACCGAGCGCAGUGCCUCGCCCUUGCUCCCAAAUAAAGCAUGUGUGAGUCAAGGUGGGAUGGAGAGCCAUGCUCUGCGCUGCCAUCUGGGAUCGAGCCUCAAGGGUGCCCCAGGCAGAUGAUUUUUCACGGUCCAUCAUAAUGUGGAAUAGAUAUUUCACCUCUUGCCUCCUGCUUUUGCUGCCUUAUAUUAGCCCAGUGGUACAUGGACAAAGAAGGAAAGGAUCAAAGCCAAACUCACUUGCAAGGAAAACUGACUUCCAGGACUCCAUUUGCUUCAUAGAUGUUGUCUUCAUUGUGGACAGCUCUGAAAGUUCCAAAAUUCUUCUGUAUGAUAAGCAGAAAGAUUUUGUGGAUCGCCUGAGUGACAAAAUUUUCCAGUUGAUCCCAGGUCGCUCCUUGAAAUAUGACAUCAAAUUGGCAGCCCUUCAGUUUAGCAGCUCUGUCCAGAUUGAUCCACCUUUUUCUGCUUGGAAAGACCUGCAGACGUUUAAGCAGAGGGUCAAGUCCAUGAAUUUAAUUGGGCAAGGUACCUUCUCUUAUUAUGCCAUCUCUAAUGCCACCAGGCUACUUAAGCGAGAAGGGCGUAAAGAUGGUGUGAAAGUAGUUUUGCUGAUGACAGAUGGCAUUGAUCAUCCCAAGAACCCAGAUGCUCAAAGUAUAUCUGAAGAUGCUAGAAUUUCAGGAGUAUCAUUCAUCACGAUCGGACUUUCCACGGUAGUCAACGAAGCUAAACUUCGUUUGAUAGCUGGGGAUUCACCCAGUGAACCCAUCCUACUCCUGAGUGAUCCAACCCUUGUAGAUAAAAUUCGGGAUCGCCUGGAUAUCUUGUUUGAAAAGAAGUGUGAACGCAAGAUUUGUGAAUGUGUGAAGGGAGAUCCAGGUGAUCCAGGGCCUCCUGGUACACACGGAAACCCAGGUAUUAAAGGUGAACGAGGACCAAAAGGAAACCAGGGUGACACUCAAAAAGGAGAACCUGGAGAAAGAGGUCCUGGGGGACUUCCUGGGUACAAGGGCGACAAGGGCGAACAAGGAGAAUGUGGUAAACCAGGAAUAAAAGGUGACAAAGGAGCUCCAGGGCCAGAUGGACCAAAGGGGCCCAGAGGACUUCAGGGCAUUAGUGGACCUCCAGGGGAUCCGGGCCCAAAAGGAUUUCAAGGCAAUAAGGGUGAUCCAGGUCCUCCUGGUCCUUAUGGCCCUCCAGGAACCCCUGGCAUUGGACAGCAAGGUAUUAAGGGAGAGAGAGGCCAAGAAGGAAGAACAGGAGCUCCAGGACCAACUGGAGUUGGGCAGCCUGGACAGACAGGUCCCCGUGGUCCUGAGGGAGCACCAGGAGAGAGGGGCUUACCCGGAGAAGGAGUUCCGGGGCCCAAGGGUGAGAAGGGUUCUGAAGGACCAAUUGGCCCCCAAGGACUACAAGGCCUAUCAAUCAAAGGGGACAAGGGAGAUUUGGGACCUGUGGGACCCCAAGGGCCAGCAGGCGUCCCUGGCAUUGGUAGUCAAGGGGAGCAGGGAAUCCAAGGUCCUGUUGGUCCACCUGGUCCCCAGGGGCCUCCAGGACAAGGUUUGCCUGGUCCCAAGGGAGAAGUGGGGCAGAUGGGACCUGCAGGUCCUAGAGGACCAGUGGGAAUUGGAACACAGGGUCCAAAGGGGGAGCCAGGCUCAAUAGGGCUCCCAGGACAACCAGGAGUGCCGGGAGAAGAUGGAGCCUCAGGGAAGAAGGGAGAGGCGGGGUUUCCGGGAGCCAGAGGCCCAGAGGGACCACCUGGGAGAGGACAGCCCGGCCCCAAGGGGGAUGAAGGAAAAAAAGGGAGUAAAGGAAAUCAAGGACAGAGGGGAUUUCCAGGGCCUGAAGGGCCAAAGGGAGAGCCGGGCAUUAUGGGCCCUUUUGGAAUGCCUGGAGCAGCAAUUCCUGGACCACCUGGGCCAAAGGGAGACAGAGGAGGACCUGGGAUGCCUGGAUUUAAAGGAGAACCUGGGCUUUCUAUUCGAGGACCCAAGGGUACCCAAGGACCUCAGGGACCAGUGGGUGCCCCUGGACUCAAAGGCGAUGGCUAUCCUGGUGUGGCCGGACCUCGAGGAUUGCCAGGACCACCUGGGCCCAUGGGUUUACGUGGAGUUGGAGACACUGGAGCAAAGGGAGAGCCUGGUGCCAGAGGCCCUCCAGGUCCCUCUGGGCCUCGGGGCAUAGGAAUCCAAGGGCCAAAGGGUGAUAUUGGACAGAAGGGCUUGCCUGGCCCUCCUGGGCCACCGGGCUAUGGAUCCCAAGGAAUCAAAGGGGAGCAAGGACCUCAGGGAUUUCCAGGGCCAAAAGGAACCAUGGGCCAUGGACUUCCAGGCCAAAAGGGAGAGCAUGGAGAACAGGGCGAUGUGGGAAAGAAAGGUGAAAAGGGAGAAAUUGGAGAGCCUGGGUCCCCGGGAAAACAGGGUUUACAAGGACCAAAAGGAGAUCUGGGUCUUACAAAAGAAGAAAUUAUCAAACUUAUUUUUGAAAUAUGUGGUUGUGGACCCAAAUGCAAAGAGACACCGCUGGAGUUGGUGUUUGUGAUUGAUAGUUCAGAAAGUGUGGGGCCAGAGAACUUCCAGAUCAUCCAAAAUUUUGUGAAGACUCUGGCUGACCGAGUUGCCCUGGACCUUGCCACAGCCCGCAUAGGCAUAAUCAAUUACAGCCAUAAGGUGGAGAUGGUGGCUGAUCUGAAGCAGUUCUCCAGCAAGGAUGACUUCAAGCUCGCUGUGGACACCAUGCAGUAUCUGGGGGAAGGCACCUAUACAGCCACGGCUCUUCAGGCAGCCAAUGACAUGUUCAAGGACGCGAGGCCAGGUGUAAAGAAGGUGGCCUUGGUUAUCACCGAUGGACAGACGGAUUCCCGAGAUCAGAAGAAACUAACAGAAGUGGUGCAAGAUGCUAAUGACGCUAACGUGGAGAGAUUUGUGAUUGGGGUGGUGAAGAAAAAUGACCCCCAUUUUGAAAUAUUCCACAAAGAAAUGAGGGUAAUUGCUACUGACCCAGAGCAUGUGUACCAGUUCGACGAUUUCUUCACCCUGCAAGACACCCUGAAGCAAAAGUUGUCUACAAAAAUUUGUGAGGAUUUCGAGUCCUACCUUGUUCAAGUUUUUGGUACAGCCUCACUUCGACCUGGGCUUGGGGUGUUGGGGGCAGAACUCAACGAAUCCACUCCAGAGCCCACAAAAGAAGUUUCGGAGCCAUUCAGUGUCCUUGCAGGCCAGGAUGAAGGAAAUGAGCCCUCCGAGCCUCUCUGGACUGAAGGCUUGGCCACCACUGCCUCCUCCAAGGUUGACACCACUCUUGGGCCAACCCAUAGCACCUCUGUGGACAUGAGAACCAGGACUCCCAUUCCUGUUUGGACAUCAGAGGUGGAAAAUUUGCUGCACAAAGAUCAGAGGUGUUUGGAACCCUUGAAGCCCGGGAACUGCGGUGACUACGUGGUUCGAUGGUAUUACGACAAACAGGUCAAUUCCUGUGCCCGCUUUUGGUUCAGUGGCUGUAACGGCUCAGGGAAUCGCUUCAACAGUGAAAAGGAAUGUCAAGAUGUCUGCAUUAAAGCAUGACCAAGUAGACUUACCUGUCUUGAUCAAAAGUCCAGAAAGAACACAGUACAAAUGAAGCAGCAUGUUGGGGUAGUUACUAAGUAUUUAUAAUUUACAGGUGUUAUUCAAACUUCAUGCCCAUCCUAGGAUAUAGAUAAACUUACUGCUUACAUAGAUUAGAAAGCUAAGAAUCUGAUAAUUUUAGUAGCUUAUCAACUAUCACCCAACUGAAAGGUGGUAGAGCUGAGGAUUUGGACUGAGGCGUGUUUAACUUCAGUAACAGCUCUGUUCCACAAUGUGUGGUAUGAUUCUGAUGCCUGUUACUUCCUGUUAUUCAUAUCAUAUUGGGUCAUAUCCCACCCUGCACCGGCCCCCAUUCCCCUACUUGCACCCGGUCAGUAGCAUAUGGUGGAGGAAGACUUAGGUUUAAAACUCGAAGGGCCACGUAUAUGCAUGAGUGCUGAGUUAGGGGUGGGGAUAGUGAGGGUAGAUUUUUGCCACAGUUGCCCUAAAAGCGAUAGUAGAGAGAAACCAAGCUGAAUCACUUAAGCCAAAUGCAUUUUACACUGCCCCUUCCCUCUCUGCCAGUAUGGUUGGUAACAAAACCAUUCCUGUGAUUAAACUUUAUAUUUAAAUAAAACAACUUUUUAUGUCCAUACUUCAAAAUAUGUGAGUGGGACUUCUCAGUUUGCUGGAGAUAGAAUUAGAAGCCUAUUGUCAGCCAAGAGCCGUAGAAACCCCACAUCCACUCUUGAGCGAGGUAUUGUAAAGAUAGGACUGACGCUGGAAAGUGAGCUUCCGAAUGGAAAAGAGUAAUGGAAGUCACGGAGGACUGGGGCUGUCGUUUUAUAAUAAUUUUGUGAUAUCAGCUGAGCUCAGACAGCAUUUGUAUAGAUCAACUCACAACACACUUUCUCCUUCCAGGCUUGUGGCCUCAUACAAGGUCACCUCUUUAAAGAAGUGUUUAUGGAAUAGCAAUCUUGGCAAAAAUAAUACUGUAAUUUUAUGUUGAAACUAAAUUUUUUAAUGUAAUAUUUAACAUGACAAAAGAAUGCAUGCAACAUGAUUGUAUUUUAGAAACGUGAGAAUGAGAAACGCCAGUGAACGCAUCACCUAGAGAACGAAACAAACAUUACUGAUUCGAUCCCAGCUCCUGUGUGGCCUCUUCCACCACGACCCCUGCUCCAGGCCAGCGACGUUCCAGCCUGCACUCUGUUGGUCUGGGUUCUUACGUGUAAAACUACGUUUCAUUCCUGUGGAUCACUAAACAGUAGAUGUUUAGUGUUGUUUAUUUUAGAGCUCUGUAAAAAUGGUGCUUUACUGAAGUAUUCUGCAACUUGCUGUUUUCAUCCAAUAACAUAAAUAAACCAUGUGUUUUCCCACAUG
This is a messenger RNA of Chinchilla lanigera (long-tailed chinchilla), 5233 nucleotides long. It is a transcript of the gene Col28a1, whose product is annotated as collagen, type XXVIII, alpha 1. Lineage: Eukaryota; Metazoa; Chordata; Mammalia; Rodentia; Chinchillidae. The coding region runs from base 368 to 3868 and encodes 1166 amino acids. The transcript is spliced from 36 exons. The record is from RefSeq and is a predicted model, not a curated record. Gene Ontology annotation, molecular function: serine-type endopeptidase inhibitor activity.